Messenger RNA from Rhagoletis pomonella (apple maggot), 359 nucleotides. Its product is annotated as prolyl endopeptidase-like. Gene Ontology annotation, cellular component: cytosol. The transcript has 3 exons. Gene Ontology annotation, molecular function: serine-type endopeptidase activity; oligopeptidase activity. The record is from RefSeq and is a predicted model, not a curated record. Lineage: Eukaryota; Metazoa; Arthropoda; Insecta; Diptera; Tephritidae. The coding region runs from base 27 to 290 and encodes 87 amino acids.
UGUCCGAUUGCGGCAGGUAUUUGAUAAUGCCUAUAGUUAAAGGUUGUCGUGACAAUCUCCUUUAUUAUAUUGAUCUAAGCGAGACAAAAAAUGUAAUAUCAUCCCUGAAGGUUAUCAAGGUGAUAGACGUGUUUGAAAAUGACUACGAGUACAUAACCAACGUGGGAUCAAAAAUGUAUCUUAGGACGAAUAAAAGCGCCCCCAACUACAGAAUUAUUGUUAUAGAUUUGGAAAAUCCCCUUGAAGAAUAUUGGCAAGCAAUAAUUCCAUCUGGGAUUUCGGAAUAUUGACCAUUUAUUUGACUAAUUUUGCACCGGACUUCCAGCUUUGACUCUAAAAUUUAAGAUAAAAAAAAAAAU